Messenger RNA from Diabrotica balteata, 3002 nucleotides. The record is from the annotation of a GenBank genome assembly. Lineage: Eukaryota; Metazoa; Arthropoda; Insecta; Coleoptera; Chrysomelidae.
CAGAACAAUAUGAAAUAAUAAACUGCGUUAGGCUUUCACGGCCAUCGUCUAACUUAUUAAACUGUUUGUUCGGGAUAUUAGGCCGUUGUCUUCUGAGAUUAGUUCUCGACGUUUCGCCAACACUAGGGGUUGGUAUCUUCUGGAGAUGUUGAAAUGCUUCGCUUGUAAGCAGAAACUGACGCUGCGUCGUACUACGGAGGCAAUAUUUAUAUUUUCCACUCGCCUCCGCUCCACUGGUUUCGGCUUGAGGGGGCGUGUCGUUGUUUGUAGUAGUUUUUUUUACUUCGUGUUUGGGGGGAAAAAUCCACAAACGCCCUUCCCUUUUUAUUCAAUUCUAUACUAGGGUACUAUAAGAGUCCACUUCGUGUGCUUCCCUAAAAUCUUCUGCACACCUAACUUGUAAAACUUCUUUCUGUUAAAUGUUAGUAAAGAAUUAAAAUAGGACACAUAUACAAAAAGAAUUAGCCUUACUAAUUAAUUUCGGAAGUUUUUUUGGAACUAUCAACUAUUUUAGUCGAGCAUUAGGGCUUUAACAAGAUCUUAGGUUUGUUAUUAUUUUGCUUUUAGAUUUGCAAAAUAUCCAAGAAGUAUGUACAUUGAAAAUCGUUGUUUAUUACUUCUGGGAAAUUUAUUAAUAUUCUUAAUGUUAGGACGCCACUAGUAUAUCACAAGUUGUUUCAAGACGCUCUGGAAUCUAGUGGAACGAAUUUCUCAACUUAGAACAGACUGCUGAGUUGUAUAAUUAGAAUUUGACCAACUCAUAUUACAAAUAAAUAUACUAUAUUCGGAAUGUUAAUGUAUCAUAAAAUCUAUACAGAGCCAAGAAAAAGUAGUUAUCUGUGCUACGCAAGAUAUAAAAGAACACAUAAACCUGUGUCGAGGCUAACUCGCUUCCUACCUCUAUUUUACGAUCCAUCGACUAAUUAAUAUGCCGUCGAAAAGAUGAUCACACGGUAUCACAUGCGUUCUGCACACUUUUUCGCAUCUGCAGAUGCGAAAUUCGUGCUGUGGUACGUUUUUUAAAUGCAAAACGGAUUUCAACUAUGGACAUUCAUUGUCAGUUGAUCGAAAUUUAUGGGGAAAAGUGCAUAUCUGUUCAACACAUUCGCAAAUGGUGUAGAGAAUUCAAUGAAGGACGAACGGAAAUUCGCGAUGAAGAUCGAAGCAAAAAGGUCUAGAGUUUUAAACAAAAUUGUCGAAAAAGUUGAAAGAAUAGUGCUUGAAAAUCGGAGGUUCACCAUUAAAGACCUUGUUUUGCGUAAUCCUGAGACUUCACACACUACAAUUCAUCAGAUAUUAACAGAAAAAUUAGGCAAUCACAAAGUGUAUGCGCAGUGGGUACCGCGACUGCUUACAGAAAAUCACAAACAGCAAUGUGUCGAGUGUACCCGGCAGUUUUUGCAACAAUGUGAAGACCAGUAAAAAUUUUUGGAUUCUAUUGUUACAGGCGACGAAACAUGGGUGUUUUAUCCCUGAAACCAAGCAGUAAUCACGUGAAUGGACGAGCCAAGUUUACCGAAGAAGUGUAAACAAAGACAGUCUGCUGGGAAAGUCAUGGUAACCGUCUUUUGGGAGAGGAAGGGGCUACUUUUAAUCGACUUUUGUCUCAUGGAACAACCGUUAACUCUGACAGAUAUGGCGAGACAUUAAAAAGACUGAGAAUCUCCAGAACCUAGGGCGAGGACGAUUGUCCAGUGGUGUGAGACUUCUCCAUGACAACCGCUCGACCUCACGUCUCACUAAACAACUGCUAAGAGAUUUGGCAGUUGCUCCUUUAAUUUUGGAAAUAAGUAAUAAUCACUAGGUGCUAGGUCCCACAGUCCGAACCUAGCACCAAGUGAUUAUCACUUAUUCCCAAAAUUAAAGGAACAAUUGGGUGGCUUAUGCUUCAAUACCAUGGUGAAGUGAAGGAAGAAGUUUCUUGAUUUGUCAAAGAAUUGGUGGAAGAAUUCUAUAACAUGGGGAUAGAAAAGUUGCGAGAAUUGUCUUGCAAAAGUGUGUGGACACAAAUGGCGAUUAUGUAGAAAAACAGAGUUUUUAAAUGUUUUAUAACACUAAGAACAAAAAUAAAGCUGUAUAUUUUUAAAGUGGAUGGGAAUCUUAUUUUACGAAUGGCCCUCGUAUAGUGCGCGCAAGCACUCCUGACCAGGGCGCAGUAGACGAAAUUUGGUUUAGUCCACACUUUCAUGCGAAACGCAUUGUACUAUGCACUGUAUAAUUCCACUUACAAUAGAACCUUUCUGCCUUUAGGUGAAUUUGACUCCGCCUUCGCGCAGCUCCAUGGUCAGGAGUGCUUGAACUAUCUUUAACAUGACAUAGUUCUUAUGAGAAGAUAUAAGGAAAGAUUAAAAGAAGCAUUAACAAUCCUGGUAAAUGAAGUACGGAAAAGAGGUCUACCAAUUUCCCUUGAUGAAGGAAAAACUAAAUAUUAUAAAUACUCUCUAGAAGAAAAGAUAACAAGACGAAAGAAAUCAAGAUAGAAAACUAUACUUUUCAAAGAGUUCUGCAAUUUAAAUACUUGGGAAAAUUGUGAUUGAGAUACCAUAUGCCAAUAAAGGUCAAGAACUUAUCCAGAAAUACAAAACUGAAAAUAUACAGAGUUGCAAUCAGACCAGUAGUUACAUAUGCAGCUGAGAUAUGUGCCUCACAGAUGAAGAUGAAAAAUUAAGAAUAUUCCAAAAGAAAAUCCUCAGAAGAAUUAUGGGCCUGAAAAGAAUGAAGCAUGACAUAAGAGACAUGAUGAAGGUACAGUUAGAUUUAUUAAAGUAUGGAGACUAAGAUGGCUGCGCCACAUGGGGAGAAGGAAAAACGACCUAGUGAGUCACUAAAAGAAAGCCAGAAACUGAAAGACCGAGAGCAAGACCUAGGGAGGGAUGGGAGGACCAGGUUCUGAGAGAUAUCCAAAUCCAGAAAAUGACUGGAAACUGAAGGGAACUCUACACAGAUCGCAAUGAGUGGAAGAAUAUUGUAACGAAAGUCAAAUCAUAUAAUAUAAAAAACUU